Messenger RNA from Impatiens glandulifera, 885 nucleotides. RefSeq names its product aquaporin PIP2-3-like. Gene Ontology annotation, biological process: transmembrane transport. The transcript has 4 exons. The record is from RefSeq and is a predicted model, not a curated record. Bases 1 to 867 code for a protein of 288 amino acids. NCBI's taxonomy places the organism in Eukaryota, Viridiplantae, Streptophyta, Magnoliopsida, Ericales, Balsaminaceae. Gene Ontology annotation, cellular component: plasma membrane. Gene Ontology annotation, molecular function: water channel activity.
AUGUCGAAAGAUAUUGAAGAUGGAGAUCAAGAGAGGAGAAUUAGCUCAAAGGACUAUCUCGACCCACCUCCAACACCACUAAUCGACCCUGAGGAGCUCACAAAAUGGUCAUUUUAUCGAGCUAUAAUUGCUGAAUUUGUCGCGACUCUUCUUUUCCUCUACAUAACUGUUUUAACUGUUAUCGGCUACAAAAGCCAAACCGACCUAACCAAGAACUCGGAUGCAUGUGGCGGUGUUGGCAUCCUUGGCAUCGCUUGGGCCUUUGGAGGAAUGAUCUUCGUUCUCGUCUACUGCACUGCAGGAAUAUCGGGAGGGCAUAUUAACCCGGCAGUGACGUUUGGGCUUUUCUUGGCUCGAAAGGUGUCUCUAGUUCGAGCCGUAUUAUACAUGGUGGCUCAAUGUUUAGGAGCUAUUUGCGGUUGUGGGCUAGUGAAGGCUUUCCAAAAAUCUCACUAUAUUCAAUACGGUGGUGGUGCUAAUGGAUUGGCUGAUGGUUAUAGCACCGGCACAGGUUUAGGAGCCGAGAUUAUUGGAACUUUUGUUCUUGUUUAUACAGUUUUCUCAGCAACCGAUCCAAAGAGAAACGCUCGUGAUUCACACGUUCCUGUUUUGGCACCGCUUCCAAUUGGGUUUGCUGUUUUCAUGGUUCAUUUAGCGACGAUUCCUAUUACGGGAACUGGAAUAAACCCGGCUAGGAGUUUUGGUGCUGCUGUGGUCUAUGGAAAAGUUAAAGCCUGGGAUGAUCAAUGGAUCUUCUGGGUGGGUCCGUUCAUCGGAGCAGCUAUCGCUGCCUUCUACCACCAGUAUGUUCUUAGGGGAACGACCGUGAAAUAUAUGGGAUCAUUUAAGAGUACAGCAGGUUCUUGAUUGGGUUGUGUUGAAAGA